Messenger RNA from Juglans regia (Persian walnut), 1408 nucleotides. Its product is annotated as basic leucine zipper 43-like. Gene Ontology annotation, molecular function: DNA-binding transcription factor activity; transcription cis-regulatory region binding. Bases 485 to 1138 code for a protein of 217 amino acids. The transcript has a single exon. Gene Ontology annotation, cellular component: nucleus. Gene Ontology annotation, biological process: positive regulation of DNA-templated transcription. Lineage: Eukaryota; Viridiplantae; Streptophyta; Magnoliopsida; Fagales; Juglandaceae. The record is from RefSeq and is a predicted model, not a curated record.
CAUGGGCCUAGCUAAUUGCUGCUCCUCGCUCACCCGUAUAUACCCACGACUCCCUCUCAACUCCACGUCAGCAACCUUCCACGCAUUGGCUCCUCGUACGUGCUUCCAAUUGGAUUCCAACACGCGGCCAGCGUGGAUCCCAGCUAGAUUAUUUCUUCGUGACUAAGCAUAAGAGCCAGUCUUUUUCCUGCGGGGGACCCAUUUGGCUUAUGUCACCCACCCAAAUGACCCCUUUAAUAAAAGUAUGAACCCCACCAUAGUGCCACCUGACUCAAAAGUUAUUCCAUUUCCAUCUACGCAUACACGUUACACAUACAUCUACAGUCUCCUUUUGUUAUCUGACGAGAUUACCCCCACUUGUACCCAUGUAAUUACUCCUUCCUCUGGCCCAUAAAUAUCCGUCCCCUACGCUGCAUUUCUUCCCUUUCUCCCUCUCUCCUCCCUCCUCUCUCUAUUUAGGAAAGUUUUGCCCUUAAUUCCUGCCAUGUUGUCCGCUUAUAGGCCCGGCUUUCCGUCCGAUACCAUGUUUGGAAACCCUUUUCCGGCUUUUGAUCCCGGCUUUAUGCCCUUGGACUGCCCGGAAUACUUUCCUCCCGUCCAAUCCCCUAAACCUUUUUUUUCAAAUUCCGGCCCCGAUGCUUUAAUCCAAACAUCCAAAGGGGAGCCAGAUGCGUUUCAGUUCCCCAAACCGGUUAUUUCUUGUUCCGUUUCUUACGAACCGGACCGAGACCAAAACCCGAGUCAUGUCAAUUCAAAUUCCGGUUCUGACGAGCCGAAACGGAAGAGAGAGGAAUCCGAAUCCCCGUUGGACGAGCGGAGAAAGAGGAGGAUGAUAUCGAACCGGGAAUCGGCCAGGAGGUCACGCAUGCGUAAACAGAAGCACUUAGAAAACCUAAGGAAUCAGGUGAACAAGUUUAGGAUCGAAAACCGAGGCCUUUCGAACCGGUUGCGCUGCGUUUUGUACCACUGUCACCGACUGCAAACAGAGAACAAUCAGCUCCAAUCUGAAUAUGACAUGCUCCGACACAAACUCUCAGAGAUAGGUGAAAUUUUGGCGUACCGGCGACUGCAACAAUUCACUGCUGCAUGGCAAUGCAAUACCGUUACGCCCGAACAAACCCCGCCAUUGGUUACAUAAUCUGAACUAUAAUGAUAAUAAUCUUAAAACGAGAAUGAAGAGCUAGUCCUCUCCUGAUCUCCCUCUCUCUCUCUCUCUCUCUCUGUAUAUCGAUUUAAAAGCUGCCAAAGUAAUUAAUGGUGGUGGGGUAGUCAGGGAUUUUUGAAAAAUGUCAAGUUUCUUUGAAAACUAGGGUCAUUAUAUAAAUCUAUAUAUCGUGUACGUACGUAAAAACUUUUAGUUAAUCAGUGUUUGGUUUAUUAAAGCAUAUAUUCUAUUUUCUUGCUGUCU